Messenger RNA from Gongylonema pulchrum, 210 nucleotides. The record is from the annotation of a GenBank genome assembly. NCBI's taxonomy places the organism in Eukaryota, Metazoa, Nematoda, Chromadorea, Rhabditida, Gongylonematidae.
AUGUCCGACGCUCGUGUGAAGUUCGCCGUGCAGCAAUACGACGGCAGCGGCAUGGACGACGAGGAGGACGAGUGGUUCGUCCCUCCGGCACCUCUGCUCGCCGGUCUGUUGCAUUUCAUUUCAGUCUCACUCACUCACUCUCUCACUGCCAUCCCUUUCUCCCAUCCAACUGCCCGAGGACGUUGUCCGGCGAAUAGCUUGGAGUGGUAA